AUGCGACUAGCCAGAGUUUCUCGGGUCAUCCGCGCCCCUUGCGCCCCUUGGUCCGGGAUCUCAUGCCGCCAGGCUAUUCUGGCGAACAAUGUGAGAUUAAACAGCUCCACUGCAAGUGGAAAGACCAAAGAGGAGAGCGGUUCGUCUUCAAAUACCUCCUCCAAUGCUCCCCCAUCACCCUUUUGGACCCCUACCAAAGCUCUCCUCAUCUCCGCGUUUGCUGCGGGGUUAGGCUACGGCUAUGCUUCGUACAACACCACACCGGCAAAGCCAUCCACGCCCCAAUAUGGUUCGACGAAGGACUUUGAUCGAGCCAUUGCCGAUCUUAGAGCCCUCCUUGGCGAAGACUCCGUCAGCACCGAAGAAGACGAGCUCGAGCACCACGGCUACUCGGAGUGGUCAAGCCUGAACGCAGAAAGACUCCCGACAGCAAUUGCCUACCCCAAGACGACAGAAGAUGUCUCUGAGAUCGCCAAGAUCUGCACAAAAUACCGCAUGCCCAUGAUCCCAUACUCGGGCGGUUCAAGUCUGGAAGCCAACUUCUCCGCUCCACACGGUGGUCUGACUAUAGACUUUGCGUUCAUGAACAAAAUCCUAGACAUCCACCCAGACGAUAUGGAUAUCGUGGUUCAGCCGUCCAUUCAAUGGAUGAGCCUCAACGAGCAAAUCAAAGAUACAGGCCUUUUCUUCCCCGUUGACCCUGGUCCGUCCGCCAUGAUUGGCGGUAUGGUUGGAACGAACUGCAGCGGGACAAACGCUGUUCGCUACGGUACCAUGAAAGACUGGGUGAUCAACCUGACUGUUGUCCUUGCCGACGGAAGGAUUAUCAAAACGCGGAGGCGUCCGCGCAAGACUUCCGCCGGUUACAACAUGACUGGAUUGUUUGUUGGAUCUGAGGGCACAUUGGGCAUUGUUACCGAGGCUACGUUGAAGCUGGCGCCGUUGCCAGAACAGACUCGCGUUGGAGUUGUUGCAUUCCCGACCAUUCGAGAUGCCGCUUCUACUGCCAUGAAGCUGAUCAAGAAGGGUGUCCCCGUGCAGUGUAUGGAAAUCAUGGAUGAUGUUCAAAUGGAUGUCAUCAACCGGGCUGGAGGCACUGGUCGCUCUUGGAAGGUCUCACCGACACUCUUCUUCAAGUUUUCUGGAACUGUUGCUGGUGUCGCGGAUAGUAUCAAUUUGACAACACAGAUUGCGCAGUCAAAUAAGGCCGAAUCGUUCGAAUUCGCUCGUACCGAGCAGGAGGCUCAUAGCUUGUGGUCUGCGCGAAAGCAAUCGCUUUGGAGCAUGAUGGCAUUGCGGAAGGAGGGGUCAGAGGUCUGGUCGACGGAUGUGUCUGUGCCAAUCUCAAGAUUGCCUGAUAUUAUCGGUAAGAAUGCUAUCUCCUGGCUUCACUGUGCAAUCUAA
Messenger RNA from Penicillium brevicompactum, 1404 nucleotides. RefSeq names its product FAD-binding oxidoreductase. The record is from RefSeq and is a predicted model, not a curated record. The transcript is spliced from 2 exons. Gene Ontology annotation, biological process: lactate catabolic process. Gene Ontology annotation, molecular function: D-lactate dehydrogenase (cytochrome) activity; FAD binding; D-lactate dehydrogenase (NAD+) activity. Bases 1 to 1404 code for a protein of 467 amino acids. Gene Ontology annotation, cellular component: mitochondrion. Lineage: Eukaryota; Fungi; Ascomycota; Eurotiomycetes; Eurotiales; Aspergillaceae.